This is a messenger RNA of Colossoma macropomum (tambaqui), 2368 nucleotides long. It is a transcript of the gene ndel1a, whose product is annotated as nudE neurodevelopment protein 1-like 1a. Gene Ontology annotation, cellular component: kinesin complex; kinetochore; centrosome. Bases 124 to 1110 code for a protein of 328 amino acids. NCBI's taxonomy places the organism in Eukaryota, Metazoa, Chordata, Actinopteri, Characiformes, Serrasalmidae. Gene Ontology annotation, molecular function: microtubule binding. The record is from RefSeq and is a predicted model, not a curated record. Gene Ontology annotation, biological process: cell migration; chromosome segregation; vesicle transport along microtubule. The transcript is spliced from 10 exons.
GCACUACGUCAUCGGAAAAACGGGAAAGGAAGGGAUAUGAUGCCUCUCUGGACUGUUUUUGCAUAGACACUUCAACUGUCUAGCAUUGAAGACAAGAGCUGGACAUGCCAAGGUUUAUCUGUCAUGGACACAAAUGUGAUACCCAAGUUUUCCUCCAAAGAUGAGGAAAUUGACUUUUGGAAGGCACUUUCUCUGAAGUACAAGAAAAGCUGUAAGGAGGCACAGGAGGAGCUUCUGGAGUUUCAGGAGGGCAGUCGUGAGUUGGAAGCUGAGCUGGAGACUCAGCUGGGCCAGGCUGAAAACCGCCUCAGAGACCUGCAGGCAGACAACCAGAGACUGCAGCACGAACUUGACACGCUAAAGGAGAAGUUGGAACAGCAGUAUGCUCAGAGUUAUAAGCAAAUCUCAAUGCUGGAGGAUGACCUGGGCCAGACCCGGAGCAUUAAGGAGCAACUGCUCAAAUAUGUCAGAGAGCUGGAGCAGGCCAACGAUGACUUGGAGAGAGCCAAGAGAGCUACAAUUACUUCUCUGGAGGAUUUUGAGCAGAGACUGAACCAGGCCAUAGAGAGGAAUGCCUUUCUGGAGAGUGAACUGGAUGAAAAGGAGUCUCUCCUGGUGUCUGUGCAGAGAUUAAAGGAUGAGGCUAGAGACCUGCGGCAGGAGCUUGCUGUGCGUGAGAGACAGCCUGAUGUAACUCGGAUGUCUGCUCCCAGCUCUCCCACUCCAGACAAUGAGAAAAUGGACUCUGCUGUACAGGCCUCGCUCUCCCUGCCUGCUACACCGCUUAGCCAGAGCCUGGACAAUGCUUUCAGCAACCAAAAAGCAUUGGCCAACGGCUGUAAUAGUUCAGCCCUGACUCCAGCUGCCAGAAUAUCAGCUCUCAAUAUUGUAGGUGAUUUACUACGCAAAGUCGGGGCUUUAGAGUCUAAGCUUGCAGCUUGUAGAAAUUUUGCUAAAGACCAGGCAGCUAGAAAGAACUAUGUCAUCAAUGCUAAUGGAAACCUGAUAAAUGGGGACAUCACGCAGUAUUCUCACUCGCUGCACACGUCAUACUUCGACAAAGCAAGAGAGAGGGUCAUUUUCCCUGCAUUGCUCCUCGGAGGACGGUAAAUGGGCUGGACCCUGGUGCCGUGACGAACAUCACUCCUCCGUGUGCCGCCUCUCCAUCCGGCCUCGUUCCCUUCAGUGUGUGAUGGUCUCACAUGCACGCUGACUCGCACAUAGUGAAACAUACUUCCCUCAGUCACUUGCACACAAACGAAUCUUCCAAAACACUAUUAAGAACCAUCAGACUACACUACCUACCCUGUCCAAAGGUGUCUAGAUUGUACUUGUGUCCAGUGGGGGGGGCAGUGAAAAGAUCUAUUGGCUGCAGUAGGGCUGCAACAGGGUUCACUAUGCAACCAGUGGCAGUCUAACAGUAGCACCACAGUCUGUCUAAAAUUCUGCGUUUUAUCUGGACAGGGUCUGGACUCCUGCAGUCUUUCUUGACUUGUACAUGUUAAUAGUUUAUUAUGUGUUUGUACAUUUAAUAUUUGUUUAAUGUUUGUACAUAGAUAAGAGCGCAUAAGUGUAUUGAAUAUUUAACUGACCCCUCUGUAUUAUUUACUAUUCUUUUUUCCAUUAGAAAAUGAGCAAGUAUUGCAAAAAUGUAUGUAUUUAUUAUUAAACCUGUGGAUGAAAUAAUUUGUGAUGCUCACAAAAAGGGAACCCAGCCCACAUUCAGAGUAUCCUUAUCUAUACCAGACUUUGCUAUGGAUAUAAAGGCUAGUGAGGGAAAACCCUUGUUUACCCUUGAGUUAGCUUCUUAGCCCACAAGUCUAGUAUAAUUGUAUACACCUCUACAGAAAGACAAACAUAUAAGCUUAACCACCAAUGAAGGAGUUAUUGUGCAAUGAGAAUUACAUACUUGUAUGCACAUGCACUUGUUGUGGCUUUCUUUGACCUCUGAGGCCAACAGGUACUUGAUCCAACCCUAGACAGACAGCUAAGCAUUUUUCUGGCGGCCACAUGCAGGGGACAGCUCACGCGACGUCUAUUCUGUCUACUCAAUGUGCUCCUUGUUUAUCUGUGUCACUAAACACGUGAGCAUGUGUGAAGUUGUAACCGUUCCAAUGUUUGAGAGUGCACUUGUUGAAAAUAUGAUGUUACAAGCUGCAGUGUUAGAAUUUGAGCAGAAUGUUGGUUAUAUUCAUAGUUAUACUGACAACCACCCAUAUGUCUAAACUCCUAUGGUCACUUUAUUAUAAAUGUGUUUGGUCCAAGUUUCUAAUUGAUUGAAAUGAAGGAUAAAGUUUAUUGUUAAAGCACUUGUGUAAUACUGUAUUUCAUUUGCUCCCCAAAUAAAAGAAUGGCAACUGAAUGGCAA